Stylophora pistillata is the source of this 2422-nucleotide messenger RNA. RefSeq lists its product as uncharacterized. Lineage: Eukaryota; Metazoa; Cnidaria; Anthozoa; Scleractinia; Pocilloporidae. The record is from RefSeq and is a predicted model, not a curated record. Gene Ontology annotation, cellular component: membrane. Gene Ontology annotation, molecular function: G protein-coupled receptor activity. Gene Ontology annotation, biological process: G protein-coupled receptor signaling pathway.
ACUUCAAACCGCACGGGUUGAUGUUCCGCUUUGAAGGGCCGAACGAUAAGGUAGGAUCGAUAGCCUUUGAAAAUUGUACGUGACCAAAAUGGCUCAUACAGACAAUGACCAAGACGAGUCCCCUCAAAUGAAUUUAAAUUGCUCCUUUCUAGGCUCUAUGAAUUUGUUUUUGCUAGUGGCUGGAGCUUUUGGCUUUUUUCUGAAUAUUUUUCCGUGUGUGGUGUGUUACGCGAAACUUCGUACACGAUGCGGUCGAACAAGCAGAGACGUUUUGUUGAUGUCGCUGGUUUCAGUGGACUUUUUAACCGUCUGUAUACCUAUACCAAUAUACCUCUCGCUGUACAACAACUGCUCUGGAACUCAGCGAUCAAACUAUAUCGAAAGACCAGCGAUUUGUGAGAUAAUGCACCUGAUGUUUGUGUGGUUAAAGUUGGCAUCGCUGUUUAUAAUUACUACGCUUAACUACACCUCUUACUUGGCCAUGACCGCUCGAGGGAUCUAUCGAAGUAUCGGCGACAGAAUUUCGUCAUCUUUAGCCUGCUCAAGGCACGAGCAUAAACACAGAGAAAGUUCGCGAAAUUCUUCCCUCGUUAUUGUUAAUUUAGUUGUAGGAAUAGCCAUUGUGGCCUUGUUAAUUGCCUCGUUGCCUUACAUUGGCCUGGGUCCUGAUGGAAAGACACUGACACAAUUGUACAGUUCUACAAAGUUGUCUGGAGGAAACGUAACGACUUUAUUUUGCUCCUUAGAGCAAAUAAGCUAUCCCACACAGAACUCAGAUUACACAUUUUUAUUCGCUCUCUUAAUGAGCAGCAGUGCCUGUUUAUUACUACAGAUUGUCCACAAUGUUCUAAGUUGUUUCAACUGUUCAAGUUACUCUCUGGACGAUGCUUCUGCGAUACGUUCCUCCAAGUCCUUUGCUUUGUACAGUGGAAGACUCGGAGCUGAGAGAGACUUUGCUAAGAUGAAAUGUGUGCUGGGUCUGACAUUUCACGCGACCUGGAUUCCUGUAAUGGUCGCUGUCGGAUGCAUCAUGUCCGGUCAUCAUAUCAGCGCUGAAGUCUUCCAAUAUGUGAUAGCAGCAGCGUUUUUGUCACCCAGUCUCAACCCUGUUUUCUUCGCCGCGUUUCUCCAGGAGUUUAGAGACGGUUACAUGGCAGUAUUCCAGUUUAUUUGUGACAAGAUGUUCCGCCUUUGCAAAGACUGUUUCAAGCCACAAUCAAAGCUGGACGAGGUGAUGACAACUUCAGCUACAUCGUCCAUGCUUGCAGGAAAUAGAGCGCAGGUUUAAAGCUGUCAAAUGUCCUGUCACAUAUUGACCGAUGAUAUCGAUGAUAGCUCGCGUUUAAGGACUGUUUGCAGCCUGUAUGUGCUCGCCUGCGAUGGAUUUAGUUGUUCUCUGAGGUUACAUAAGUGAAUCAUUCAUUUUGCCUUAGGAACAACUUAAGACGCAUGUACUUUUAAGAAGAAUGCUUGGUGGGUUAUACAAUAUCUUUCUCGUUUCCUUAAAGCCAUAUAAGAGAGUCUCAUGGCGCUGGGAAUAAACAAGCCAUAGGGUACGACGUUACAUAACGUUCAAAAUUCAGUCAGUUCCCUAAAAGCGCUCCUCUCACGUGCAGACCUUUGACGCAGACCGUGAAUUCCCGGCUCUUGCUACUCUUAUGAAUUUUUAAGGCAAGUUAUCGCAAACAAAAAACUGCUGGUAUGCGUAGAAUUUGCACAAAAUGCUUUGUACCCCUUGGAAUCAAGAGAUUGGGAAUAAGCGAAAAGUAAGUGUCCUACCCCACUCGACCUCCCCACCACCACCAAAAAAGCGUCUGAUUUUGUAUCAUUGCAAUUGUUCGUGGGUUUUCUUGAAAAUCCCUCGCUUGGAGGAAAACGGAAUUGACACUGCAGCUUUAAUUUUUCGUUUUCCCUUUCGCGCUGAAAAAGUAUUUAAAUUUUUCGUCGUUUAUCUUUGUCAUUUAGAGUAGGGCCGACCCGCUGUACGGUCGGGAGACUUUAUUGGGAACUGGUGAUCGUAAGACGUUACUAUUUUCCCUUAAAUUACUACUCUUCAAAUUCGAUUGGACAUUGAGUCUUAAUUUCAGUGAGAAGUUUUUCAUAAUUUGAAUAUAUCUGUAUUCGUUAGGAAACCAAGGGCAGUUUGCGUUUUUAAUCGCAAAAACUAUAGAAUUUAAAAGCUUUAAAUGUUCUUUCUGAGUUUUGACAACUUUCAAUCCUCACGUUUUCAUGAAGAGUUGAGUCUCAACUCUUUAAGGACGAUUCCCCCUGCUUUCAAAAGGCUCCGUCCAAUUCUAAGCGGCCUGAUCUCCGAUGGUUUCGCUCAAUUUCGAACUUUUCAUCUCAUUUAGGACGGUUCUGUCUGGUCCUGGAAGUGUCUGAUCGGGGCGUUUAGCCAAUAAAAUGGAGCGGUGUUAUCUGU